CUGCUGCCUUGCACUCAUCACAAACAAGAACCAACUCGAUCUCAGCAUCAACCCACAUCAAACAUUCCACACAACAUAUAAUUCGUGUCUCUCUGCUUCAUCACACAUUCUAUCGAUCUCAAUGGCGUCUCAGGCCAUCGAGAGCCACCGUGCCGGCGCGGAGAUUGUCACCGGAGACGGCGUCUGCAGGAAGAAGUCCAUUGAGCUGCUGGAAGAGCUGGGCCUCCCCAAGGGCCUCCUGCCAUUGGAGGACAUCGAGGAGUUCGGCUACAACAAGGAAACAGGAUUCAUGUGGCUGGUGCAGAGGAAGAAGAAGAUCGAGCACACCUUCAAGAAGAUCAAGCAGACCGUGUCCUACGCCGGCGAGGUCACGGCGUUCGUCGAGAAGGGGAAGCUGAAGAAGAUCGCCGGCGUGAAGACCAAGGAGCUGCUGCUCUGGCUCAGCGUUGUCGAGGUCUAUGUCGCCGAGGCCUCGCCGGAGAAGGUCACCUUCAAGACGGGAACCGGGCUGUCUGAUACCUUCGACGCCACUGCAUUUGCUCUUGGGGAGUAGAAGUUGACACGUAAGAUUGGGGGUCUAUGACUGAAUUCUGGUUAAGUUGCCUUAGUUAUUUGUUCAUGAAAGUCGAGACAUGCAAGCUUUAUUUUCGCUUUUAUAUGAAAAGAAAUUUUAUGGUUAUUGAGGAAGUAUCUCGAGAUACUUAAAUUUUAGAGUAAAGUGUAUGGGCGGUCUUUAAACUUGUAGGGGUGUGUCAUCUGGGUUUUUAAACUCUCAAAAUACAUAUCCAAAUACCAGAACUUAUCGUA
This is a messenger RNA of Oryza sativa Japonica Group (Japanese rice), 807 nucleotides long. RefSeq lists its product as uncharacterized. Lineage: Eukaryota; Viridiplantae; Streptophyta; Magnoliopsida; Poales; Poaceae. The record is from RefSeq and is a predicted model, not a curated record.